AUGGCGGGUCCACCAGCUCCACCUCCACCUCCACCUCCUCCUGUAUUAGCUGCACCAGGCGGUAAUAAUGCCCCUAAACCAGCAGUUUCUGUAAUGCAAGGACGUGAUGCUCUAUUGAAUGAUAUUAAAAAGGGUAAAUCACUGAAGAAAGCUGAGACAAAUGAUAGAAGUGCACCUUCAUUAGGAUCAAGCGGCUCUCAUUCAGGAUCAUCCGUUCCAAGUUCGGCACCUUCUGCCCAUUCUUCUGGUGCUCCCCCUGUUCCAGCAAUGAUGGGAGGUCCACAAUUGGGAGAUAUACUAGCCGGUGGAAUUCCAAAACUAAAACAUAUAAGUAAUAAUAGCAGUGGUUCAAGUCCUGUACCUUCAGGUGCCCCUCCGAUCCCAGGGAUGUCUGCUCCUUCUGCUCCAUCAAUUCCAGUAAAAGCUGCUCCCUCUGCUCCAGCAAUUCCAUCAAAUAGUGCACCUGCUGUACCAGGGAUGUCUGCUCCCUCGGUUCCUUCAACUAGGCCAAAAUUGCCUUCCACAAGACCUCCUAGGGGAUCACAUAAGACUACUUCAUCAAUAUCUAGUACAAUAAGCUCGGCACCAACAAUACCCAGCGCGCCAUCCAUACCAGGAGUUCCUCAUCCUUCAACAGCAGCGACAACAGCAUCUUCCAUACCACAACCGCCUAGUACAAGUGCACCUGCAGCUCCAAGCAUCCCAACUUCAGCACCUCCGCUGCCAUCAUCUCCUCUAUCUGCUCCACCACCACCUCCUCCUCCACCAAUGGGCAAUAUACCUGCUCCUCCAUUGCCAACAUCCUCACCAACUGCCCCUCCACCUCCACCACCUAUGGCCAGUGCUCCGGCUGCCCCACCUCCACCUCCUAUGGGAAGUGUUCCUGCUCCACCUCCUCCACCAACAAUGGCAAGUGCACCAUCUGCACCACCUCCUCCUCCUAUGGGAGCAGCUCCAGGUAUAACUUCUUCAAAAAGUGCACCAGCUCCAGGUGGUCCACUUCCAUUCUUAUCUGAAAUCCAAAAUAAAAGAGAUGAUAGAUUUGUAGUCUCUGAAGAAUCUAGAUACACUACCAAGUCGGCGCAACCAAGUGUAGGCGGUGGAGAAAGUUCGGGACCUCCUUCUGCUCCCUCUAUUCCUCCACCAUCUAGCGGUAAUUCCUUCUUGAGUGAAAUAGAAUCGAAAUUGAAACAUAACCAUGCUCCUACCCCAUCGAUACCAUCCGCAUCUGCACCUUCUAUUCCUACCGGAGGAGCACCGCCAGUUCCAUCUGCACCAGUUCCAUCUGCUUCUCUACCACCACCAAUGGGCAAAAUGCCUGCUCCUCCAUUGCCAACAUCCUCACCAACUGCCCCUCCACCUCCACCACCUAUGGUCAGUGCUCCGGCUGCUCCAGCUGCCCCACCUCCACCUCCUAUGGGAAAUGUUUCGACUCCACCUCCUCCACCUCCUAUGGGAAGUGUUCCUGCUCCACCUCCUCCACCAACAAUGGCAAGUGCACCAUCUGCACCACCUCCUCCUCCUAUGGGAGCAGCUCCAGGUAUAACUUCUUCAAAAAGUGCACCAGCUCCAGGUGGUCCACUUCCAUUCUUAUCUGAAAUCCAAAAUAAAAGAGAUGAUAGAUUUGUAGUCUCUGAAGAAUCUAGAUACACUACCAAGUCGGCGCAACCAAGUGUAGGCGGUGGAGAAAAUUCGGUACCUCCUUCUGCUCCCUCUAUUCCUCCACCAUCUAGCGGUAAUUCCUUCUUGAGUGAAAUAGAAUCGAAAUUGAAACAUAACCAUGCUCCUACCCCAUCGAUACCAUCCGCAUCUGCACCUUCUAUUCCUACCGGAGGAGCACCGCCAGUUCCAUCGGCUCCAGUUCCAUCGGCUCCAUCAGCUCCUCCUCCACAUACAAUAAGUCAUACCGCUACUUCUGCUCCUCCACCUCCACCUUUUGCCAAGGCACCACCUGCCCCAUCAAUUCCAUCUGCACCUGCCCCUGCUCCUGUAAUUUCACACUCUCCAGUAGCUCACUCAGCUCCAGCUGCCCCUCCUCCUCCACCUAAUACAGCACCACAACAUCCCCAAACCCAAAACAAUAAGCCCUCCGUUGAGACUCCAUCCACCAAUCAAGAAAUGGCAGAUAUCAGACAAAGAAUAUUUUCAUCUGGUUCAUCUAACGCCACAUAUAAUAUAAAUAAGCAUACUAAUACAGUUGAGGUUGAUGUUGGUGAAAUAACAAUUAAUGGAUCCAAUGAUUCAUCUGGUGUAAAACUUAAUGCUGGCAAAAUCACUAUUAAUGAUUCACGUUUUAAGUGGGUUAAUGUUUCACAGAUGCCUAAACCUAGAGCUUUCCAAGGUAAGACGAAACUUUAUCCUAGUGGUAAGGGAAGUAGUGUUCCAUUAGAUCUAAGUCUUUAUAGUUGA
Vanderwaltozyma polyspora DSM 70294 is the source of this 2409-nucleotide messenger RNA. RefSeq names its product Vrp1p (gene VRP1). NCBI's taxonomy places the organism in Eukaryota, Fungi, Ascomycota, Saccharomycetes, Saccharomycetales, Saccharomycetaceae. Bases 1 to 2409 code for a protein of 802 amino acids. The record is from RefSeq and is a predicted model, not a curated record. Gene Ontology annotation, molecular function: actin binding. The transcript has a single exon.